Pomacea canaliculata is the source of this 8243-nucleotide messenger RNA. Its product is annotated as ras and EF-hand domain-containing protein homolog. Bases 1275 to 3311 code for a protein of 678 amino acids. Gene Ontology annotation, molecular function: calcium ion binding; GTP binding; GTPase activity. Lineage: Eukaryota; Metazoa; Mollusca; Gastropoda; Architaenioglossa; Ampullariidae. The transcript is spliced from 19 exons. The record is from RefSeq and is a predicted model, not a curated record.
CCCUUAUAACGGCCACUCAAGUCGUAGACUGUCAUGUACACACUGUGCCGUCACGUGGCUGUCCUUACUUUCACAGCCUUUACCGACUAAGUGAAUCGUGACAUCUGUGGCUAUCGACGUGUCGUGAUUUUUUUUUUUUUUUUCGGUUGGCGUGCGUUUGAAAGAUGGAAUUCGCAGCUGUUGGAUUGCGAGGCCCUCGCGUGUUGAAAGAUUAUAACGUCUACUACGGUCUACCAGACCACAGGUGAGCGGCGGUGUAAACACACCUCGUGCUGCGGGUGACGGCCUGGUUGCGCGUGUGCACGCACUCGCACGUUCGUGUGUGACGUGACGGUCGCGCUUCGCGGAGUACGCACUUUCUUUGAAGUCGGCGGCAAUUCCACCUUUUCGAACCGCUACUUGAGGACCGAGAACUGUUUACAAAUCGGCGAGUGCCUUUGACUGAUCUCAAGUGUUUUUUACAUUACUUUUUCGGUUUACUCAGAAUGGAAUUUCACGGUUUCCAAGCAGAAAGGUUUCACUCUGAUUAUUCUGGAUAACAGAUUGGUGAAUGUUUUGGGAAAUACUUAUUGGUUACAAAGAUUGAGGCAGGUGGCAGUUUCUGGUUGGACAGUAAGGUAGAGGUAAAGGGACGGUUCACACGGGAAGAAAAACCCUCGCUUUCAUGUGAAACCUGUUGCGUGGAGGAAAUGUGAGAGUUCUCGCUGGUAUGCUAAUGAAACUGCUGGGUGGCCUGCAAGUCACUCACAUUGUGUGGAGGAUUAUUGCUAACAUUGAUUGAAAACAUUAACUGCUUUAACCUAAAGCGAAAAUAGAAAAAUACUGUCAAACCCACCUGGUAUAAUGAAAGAAUACAGAGGAGUUUACAACCUGCCAACUGAGAAUAGUGAUGCUACAGUGGACAAGGUGUCUUUUCCUGUCUUGGAGUGAUGGAGUGCUGCCGGACGUAUAACGAGUGGAAUGCCAGUCUGGUUAUUUGUUCCUCAGUGACUGUCAAAACACUUAGCUACCAUGAUGCUCCUGAAUCGGCGGAAAACUUACUGGCCAGGCUCCUAAGCUGAACGAAGAAAAUAUAUCACGAGGGAGAAGUUUCUGGACCUUUCCAGCAGCUUGGACAUCGACGCCGACGAGCUGAACAUCAUCUUCAACGCCUUAGACCUCAACGCGAUGAGUCAUCUCGGUGGACGAACUGCGAAUCUUUGCAGACUCCCGGAUGAAAGGAGAGAGAGGAGGAGCUGCUGCUGGGAAGCAACUCUCAGUCCUUUCAACAUCGCAUGGACGCUGCUAGGAGACGGAGGUCUUCGGUGGCGGCUUUGAUGGUCGGAGUGGAUUUUUCUUCUCUCACCUGCACGCGCCAAGAGCAGGUGGUGGAGCUGUACCAGAAGCUGCACACGGGUGAGCACCCUGAGCUGCUGGAGAAUUUCGAGUCCAUCUUGUUGGGGGUCAUCAAAGACAUUCGACAGUACCAGGUGGAAAAUGAGCGACUGGAGAAGACCUUCAAAAGGGAGAAGGAGGUUCACGACAAGCAUCUCCGGCAGUUGGAGGAAGAGAUGGAGCAGCAGAUGCAGAAGGUGGAGGAGAGAGUCCGGAAGCAGGAAAAAGAGCGACUGGAGGCGGAAAAGGCGGCGAUGAGGGCCCACCUGGAUUCUGAAAUCAACUCUCUACAACAGAACCUCAAACGUCUACAGCAGGAAGGCCUCAACAAGUUUGACAAGGAGCAGGAGCAGCAGGUGCUCAACAUGCGCAACCGGCUGGAGGACAUCCAGUCCGAGAACAGGACCCUCAAGAGCGAGCUGACCGACUCGCAGACUAACCUGGCCCUGGUGCGCAGUGAGCUCAUCUCAUUCCGCCAACAGUUUCAAGAAAAGUGCCGUGAACUUGACCUCGAGAAGGAGACUGUCAUGGAUUACCUGCGGGAGCAGGACAACCUCACCAGGCAGCUACAUAUGUUGCAUGACGCCAACAGAGUACUGCAUGACGUCAAUGACGACUUGCGCAUGGCUGUUGAAACAAGCAGAACACCUCCCUCCACGUACAGGCGAAGUUUUUCCAACGAUUCAGGUGGCAGCGGACGGAGUGGUUCUCCCAGAAUACCAGCUACCAACGGAGUUCGUAGAAGUCCAGCCAUCGGGGAUUCUGUUGAUGGUAUAGCACCAGGAAGCCGGCCCUCCUCUACCGGUGCAGCGGCCUCCUUGCUGGAGGAGCUGAGCAUGACUCAGUCCCCUGUGGACGUCCGCAGUUUGAUUGGUGCUCCGAGCUUUGACGAGGAGAGCGUCGCUGAAGAUAUAGGUGAGUUCUGGGCCCUGCCAUCCAGACAGCCACAGUGUUGUGAAACUCAUAGUUUCCUGCAAGCAGACAGCGGUCACUCCACACUACGGGACCUCAACGACGUGGACACGGAGCUGGACAGCGUGUCUGUGGACGGUGAGGUCAGGCGGACGUUGCGGCGACGUAAGAGGUCACGCCAGGGUCGAGUUGCCGAGGAAGAGGAGCCAGACUCACACGACGAGACAGACCCUGACCCUCACGUCCGCUACCGACGGCCAGCCUCAACCGGAAGUCGAGCAAGCGCUCGCAGCAUCAGCCGCGAUGACUCUGUUGCUAGCCACGGGUCACGUGGCAGUCACCGGAUGAGUCGCCGUCAGCUUCCUAUAGCACCACUAGAGGUGACAUCACCAACCAUCGUGAAGGUGACACGUGAACCUGAGCGGAUGUACAAGGUGGUGCUGGCGGGGGACGCGGCGGUGGGCAAGUCCUCCUUCAUUGUCAGGCUGUGCAAAAACAAGUUCGUCCCCAACUUAAGCUCUACCUUGGGUGUGGACUUCCAAACCAAAGUACUGGAAGUAGAUGGACAUACAGUAGCGCUGCAGCUCUGGGACACUGCUGGUCAGGAAAGGUUCCGAUCUAUUGCUAAGUCCUACUUCCGGCGUGCGGAUGGUGUGCUUCUGCUGUACGACUGUACAUACGAGCGGUCGUUCAUCAACGUCAGGGAAUGGCUGGACGCCAUACAGGACAGCUCUCCGAAGAAGAUUCCCAUCAUGCUCGCGGCCAACAAGACUGACCAGCGUGCGGAGCUCCAGCAGCAGGGUCGACGGGUGGUCAGGUUCGAGGACGGCCAGAGGCUCAGUCGGGAAAUUGAUGCAUUGUUCAUAGAAACCAGCGCCAAGGACGGAUCCAACAUUACUGAGGCUGUUAUUGAACUGACAAGAUUACUGCGCACAAACGAGGACAUAGAGGUGAAAACAGCGGGGAUGCAACUCCAGGAAAUGAACGAGAAGAAGACCUCGUGCUGCGGCGGCACCAAGCGCUGACCUCUGACCUCUGACCUGCUGCUUCUUCACUUUCUUCAUUUUAGCAAUCGCAGCUACUGAUGGAAGAUUGACAGCAAUCAGUGCAUGCAUUUCACGUGCAAUUGUUUAUGUUAGAGCCGCGCAGUGUUUUAUAUGAUUUAAACUCUUUUACUUGUGAGCCUGUUCUUUAGAAUUUCAAGCCGAGGAUACAGUGUUGCCAUAGUAACCUGACACCAGCGCUUCCUAUCUUUGAGGACAAACAACUUCCAGUAGGCGCAAACACAAGCCUACUUUUUACUUCUAUAUUUUGCUUGAAUGCCUUAAUUAGUCCGGGGAACCGAUAUUUUUUCUGAAGUUUCUAUUUUUUAAAAACAUUCCAAAUACUUCCUUUGCAUAAACUUUGUGGCCUGAGGUUUAGGUUUCUUAUCGGGAGUGGAUGAAAGCUGUUCUUGCCUUCAGUUUUUAAUUUUAUCAUUAUGCCAAACGACGGUGCUUACACUGGCAUCAUCCACCAUUCUGUCAUCCAUCCUUUAUUUAUUCCUUCAUCGUUGAUGUCAGAAUUCGUGCUGAUGUCCUGCCUGUGGCCUGCACUCACAGAAAUGGUUGUAACCGUGCUGGUCAGUUUUUAUUUUUGUCGCAAACGGCCGAGUGGCAGCGGUGUCGUUAACUAUCACUGUUAUCGACGAUGAUGUCGAGUGAAUCUCUAGAUACUGUCUGGUCUCACAUACUGCAAAUGAAAAUAAUAUUUCAGACAGAAUUGACAAUGCGCCCAUGCACUGUAAUUCUUGUCAUGGUCCCUGCUGACAUUACAUUACCCGCACCAUAAACCUCGUAUAAUAUAAAAUCCUGUGUGUAUUGCUGUUCCAGGAAGUGUUCUUGUUUAUGGUUGGAGGAAACUAAUGGCUAACAGGAAAAGUUAUCCUUGUAUUACAUGCAACUAAGAAUUGCACAUCGCUUGUACACCACCUGGAAUAUUUUGUCAUCUGGGCUGCUAACAGAUAACAGAACUAAAUGGUUUAAAAUGUUUGUUGGUGCUAUGUUCAAGUCUUCCGAGAAAACUGUAGUGAUACUAUGGACUGAACCCCAGAGUGAAGAGAAUCUAUGUAGACAUGAGGAAGACUACUAUGAAAGCUUGAAGUAGACAACAGGCAGUAGUAGACAGACCGCUACAUGUUGACAGUAGACAGAACUUGGAACACCUGGGAUAGACAAUAGCAAUUGGAUAGACAAUAGCAUUUACCGCCUGCGACCCCUCGCUGAGGCUCAUUUUUUUUCUUUCUUUUUUAAACCAUUACAUUCGUUACAAUCUAGCUUGAAGACCAGAAUUGUUUGAGGUUAUUUUUUUGUUGUUGUUCAUUAGUGUAUUUUUUUACGAUAAAGGAGGAUCUGUUUCCUCUCCGAGCGUUGGCCUUCUUUUCCAAAAGCUCUGUUUACUUGUAACACCAAUAACAACCGUCCUUAGAUGGUAUGCUUACUCCUGGCAAGACCAAGGACUACUGUCCUUUCAAGUAGUUUGUUCUUGCCAGCGAAAGAUUUUUCAAGAAAAAUAAACCCCACUGAGCCCCUCUGUCGAAGUGGUCCGAUGACCGAUGCGCUUUGCUCUUGGCACCAGAAAGUGUCCUUAGCUCUUCAACUGAGAGAGCAGACUUGAUCGGUGGGAUCGACAGGGUCCAAACAAUUAGCCAUCUUUCAUUUCGCGUGCUGACAACCUGCUUAAAAACCAAAGGAGUCUCGGGCUGCUUCCGACAGGAAGGCAACUGCUCGAGUUCCUGUCGUCAACAGAGAAAGGCGGCCUAGUCUUUGUUGUGGGACCUCAGUUUCCUGAAGAUGGUUUGGGGUGCGAGGGUCUGUUACCGGAGUGAAGGAGGGGGAUAACCUGAUAACUCAGGACAGGUGUCACGAAGUCAGUGUGGUGUGGCGGUUGUUGAUAUGACAGACUGACAUUAUACCUGUCACCUGUUAAUUACCCAAGUCUUUCUCUCUCCUGCCCCCUUCUUGUCUCCUAGUUGUCAGGUAGUUGUAGGGAGAAGUGGGUUCUACAGAGCUAGAUAGCUGUUCCUUUCCCUCUUUUCAUUCAUACUUAAUUCUCGACAUGUAAUAUGUUCUUGUACAUGUAGUGAUGUUAUAUGCAUCAUGGAGAGUGAUGUCAGUUCGUCUAAUCAGCUUGACAGCUAGUAAUGAUGUUUUGGGGGUCUGGUUCAUAGUCAUCUGUCUUUGAUUGUAAUGACUUUUGUUUUCCUACACUUCUUGCUAGCAUCCUCCUCCUUAUGAUGGACUGUUUCAUUAUCUUUCUCAACGAAGUCUUACAACUUUUCCCUUCCGAUCUGUUCCAUCCGCCAUGAUGGCCAAAUUUCUUUGACUGUAGCAGACAGCAGCUGGGUGUGACAUUGCGGGUAUAUUUUCAUUUUGCUGACUUCCCAUCAUGGGUUUUCUUCAACAUGUUCACAUGUCAAGAUGCCAAGAAUCUACUUUGCUUGACCCUUGUGUACCCCUGUCAGUCAGUCUUAAUGAUUGAACCCUUUGUUCUGAUCAGUAUUUAAAGCACACUGAGCUCGCAUUGAAUGGGCGGGAGGGUGCUAAGUGCAAUUUUAUUAUUAUUAUUAUUAUUAUUAUUAUUAUUAUUAUUAUUAUUAUUAUUAUUAUUAUUAUUAUUAUUAUUAUUAAACUGUGCAUUAAGACAUGCAGGCAUGCUGAGCGUUUCAACGAAGUUCUAAAGUAUUUUCUCUGAAGUAGUUGUUUAUUUGUCCUUUCUAAGCUGCAGGUACGAGCGCUUCCUGUGUGAAAUAACUAGAAUUUUCCUGGACAUUCCCUUUGUGACAGCUCCUUUGCUGGAGGAGAUGAUCCUCUUUGUAUGACCUGGCAUGCUGGAUGGUGAGCUUGCAGAAUAAAGUGUCAUGAUGGGCUGACCUGCCGCUGUGAACCCUUUCUCGAACUCCAGUGUUUCUGCUUUAGGAGAAGUAGGAAAAUAUUUUAGGUUGCAAAAAAAGCAUUUUGUGUUGAUGUUGUUGGUCUUGUUUGUUCCUUAUUUUUCAAGGAGCAUAUUUGUGACUUACCUGUAAACUUAUAUAUGUUUUUUUUCUUAUUUUGUAAAGUUUUGUUGCGACUGUGCAUCCAUGGAACUUCUCUGUUUGUUGUACCUGAUCGUUUUCUGUUUUCCAGUUGAGGCCAUCAUGCUUGCUUCCUUUUGUCUUCGAUUUUUACUUCCUCUCACCGUCUGAGAACCUUCUUACUGUUUCUUUCACUGCAUGGUUCUUUCCUUCUUACUUUCUGCCUCACUGCAUUGUUAAUUCUUUGCCUAGGCUCACUUUUAUCAGUAUUUCAUGACAGAGCUGACUCAUUUACGAUUUCAUAGUAUUAUAGAAAGAAACUCGCCUUAAGUUUUGUUUCUUACAUUUCUCCAUAACAUUACUAACCACUUUACAUUCCAUGUAAUCUUUCCACUAAUCAGGGUAUCAGCCAUUGUUGGACAGGUAUGGAAAUGACAGUCCUAUUGGUCCCUUAGAAAGUGCCUUGUAUCUCAGUGUUUGUGGUUAUUUGUUCCUUUCUUUCUGUAGACCACCCGCAGUAGCUGAGUCCCUGUGUAGUGUUUACCGUACUUCUAGUGUAGGGGUUACCUCCCUACAAGAGAUGGUUCCAGGUUACUAGAUGUUUGUAGGAAUCCCUGCACCAACCCCAGAAGCUUUGCUGCAGAUUCUCUUCGACCAGCCAAAGGGUUAAACUGCUCGUUUAUCACUAUCAGAGUCCUCCUAUAGAAUGAUAAUGAAACACUAAUCAGGACUGACACUGUAGAGGUGUUUUCAUUACUAACAUCUUGAAUCUUCAGACACAGUCUCUUUCAUGCUCUGACGGAAGGGUUCAUGGGUCAUGGACACAUCGCCAUUUCAUUUUAAACAUUUUUUAAAGAGUAAUAACAACAAUAAUAAACAAAUAAUUCUUAUAUUGCGCAAUAGUGUAUCUGAAAGCUACUAACCACGCACAACACACGAUUGUAUCAGGACUUCUAGUAUUCGCUGUUAUGAUUGUUUUCAUUGUCAUAAAUGCCGAUGGUCAUUGUAUCAUGACUGUCCUGUGUUGUGCUGGGGUCAUCCUGACUUCUCUAAUAUCGUAUCCUGACUGCUUUAGCAUUGUAUCCUGACAGCUCUGGUAUUUUAUCCUGACUUCUCUAGUAUUGUAUCCUGACUUCUCUGGUAUUGUAUCCUGACUGCUUUAGCAUUAUAUCCUUACUUUCAUGUGUUCCUUCUAUUAUUGUGGUUGCUUACCUUUCAAGAAGAGAUUGAACUGCUGUAUAUAUUUCAUUCUUGCCGUAUCCACAUCUACUUUUAUAUCUAGUUAUGGUGAGCACAAUAUUUCCAGCAGUAAACUUUGGGUUGUGUAUAUUCACUGUACAUUGUUACUUCGCACGAGAUCCGAACUGUCAACAGCUGUCUGGGUGACUGGCUGUCUCUGUUUCUAGCUUGGCAUGCAUUAUUUGAUGCAUCCCUUUAUUGAAAUAGUAAUGUCUGUGUACAAAGUAACUACUGAUAUAAUCACUUGUACAGUUUCUUCCAACAAAUCUUUAUUCAUUUAUCCGCAAAUCGUGUUAUUUAUUAACAAUAUCAUUGAAUCACUUGUUACCAAAGAAAGUUCACUUAACAGUGCAUUUUCCAUUGCUUUUUCCGAAAUAUUUUUUAUUUUAAUAUCAUUAAGGCAUUGUUUUCUGUAUCUGUCAUAUUUUCAUGCAUUGUUCUAUAAUCUCUGUUUAUUCAUGUACUCGUAAAACUUCCCAUAAUAGCCAUGUGGCCAUGUGGUGUUUGCCCUGGCUGUGCCAGAGGGCCUGUGUAAUCAAGUGGGUGGCAAGGGAGACCCGUGCAACAUAUCACAUCAAGCAUAUCAUGAACCGUUUGAUAUUUUACCUUCCAGAAUAUCCUUCUUGUUGAAUGCCAUCGUGAGCUGAAUAAAAGCAUCAUUGCCCUU